AUGGCAGAAACUGAAACAUCCACGUCUAAAGAGGAGGAUCACACUUCCAAGGAUGAAAAUAAAUUCAACGAUUCAAAUGACGUAGUCACUCCAUGGAACGUCACCAGCAUUUCGUCUGAAGGCGUUGAUUAUAAUAAACUUAUAGAUCAUUUUGGCAGUGAAAAGAUUAAACCAGAAUUAUUGGAAAGAGUUGAAAAACUGACUGGAAAACCACCACAUCGUUUCCUAAGAAGAGGAAUAUUCUUUUCCCACAGAGAUAUGAAUUCGAUAUUGAACGAUUUUGAAAACAAGAAACCGUUUUUUCUAUACACUGGUAGAGGUCCGUCAUCAGAAGCAAUGCAUCUUGGUCAUCUGAUACCAUUUAUAUUUACAAAGUACCUGCAAGAUGCAUUUGAUGUGCCAUUAGUGAUCCAGUUAACUGAUGAUGAGAAAUUUUUAUGGAAAGAUCUAACAGUGGAGAAGGCAAACGAGUUUGCCUACGAGAAUGCUAAAGACAUCAUAGCGUUAGGAUUUGACGUCAAUAAAACAUUUAUAUUCUCUGAUAUUGACUAUAUCGGUUCAUCAACAGCAUUUUAUCAAAACAUGAUUAAAAUACAGAAGUGUGUAACGUUCAACCAAGUGAAGGGCAUAUUUGGGUUUAAUGACAGUGAUUCUAUAGGGAAGAUCAGUUUCCCAGCCAUUCAAGCAGCACCUUCGUUCAGUAACUCUUUCCCGGAUAUAUUCGGAAGUCGUAGUGAUAUACACUGUCUUAUACCUUGUGCUAUAGACCAGGAUCCAUAUUUUCGUAUGACACGAGAUGUAGCUCCCAGACUAGGUUACCCCAAACCAGCAUUGUUGCAUUCACAGUUCUUUCCUGCAUUACAAGGUGCACAGACUAAGAUGAGUGCCAGUGAUCCAAACUCUUCGAUCUUUCUCACAGAUGAAGCUGAAGACAUUGAAACAAAGAUUAACAAGUAUGCAUACUCUGGUGGCGGUAUUACGGUGGAAGAACAUAGGAAGAAAGGGGGAAAUUGUGAUGUGGACAUCCCAUUUCAGUAUCUGAAAUUUUUCUUUGAAGACGAUCAAAAACUGGAUGAGAUCAAAGAAAGUUACAAUAGUGGUAAACUGCUUACUGGUGAGCUGAAGAAAAUAUUAAUAGAUAUCUUGAAACCCAUGGUUAGAUCUCACAGAGAGCGCAGAGCUGCAAUCACUGAAAAAGAGGUUAAACAGUUCAUGACACCAAGAAAGUUAGCUUUUGACUAUUAAAUAUUAUCGCAACAAAUAACUUCAACUUCUGUGUCAUUAGGUAAAUAAUCGAAAUACGCCUGACAUUUUUAUAAAAUGAUGUUGCAUAACAUUCAUUUUGUUUGAUAUUCACUUGAUGUUGUACAUUUAUACUUAACACUUCACGUUCGCUUCCAUUUAUACAACC
Saccoglossus kowalevskii is the source of this 1411-nucleotide messenger RNA. RefSeq names its product tryptophan--tRNA ligase, cytoplasmic-like. NCBI's taxonomy places the organism in Eukaryota, Metazoa, Hemichordata, Enteropneusta, Harrimaniidae. The record is from RefSeq and is a predicted model, not a curated record.